This is a messenger RNA of Penicillium waksmanii, 705 nucleotides long. RefSeq lists its product as uncharacterized. Gene Ontology annotation, biological process: protein N-linked glycosylation. The record is from RefSeq and is a predicted model, not a curated record. Gene Ontology annotation, molecular function: glycosyltransferase activity. The transcript has 2 exons. Lineage: Eukaryota; Fungi; Ascomycota; Eurotiomycetes; Eurotiales; Aspergillaceae. The coding region runs from base 1 to 705 and encodes 234 amino acids. Gene Ontology annotation, cellular component: Golgi membrane.
AUGACAAGCGCUCCUCCCAACACAUUUGCUACAAUCCAUGGCUAUGAUUACAAGCUCGUUCAGCCUUCUUGCCCUACGGGUCUUUAUGGCACGUGGAGUAAGGUAACGGCGAUGAAGGAAGCCUUAAAGCACUACGAAUUUGUCGUUUUUCUGGAUGCAGACGCCAUAAUUCGCCGUCCGCACCUUCCCAUGGAAUGGCUUUUUAACUACUGGGACAUAACGCCGGAUACGCUUCUCGCCUUGGCCCUCGACCCAGACGAACCGCAAAAUCGGGACGCGAAAGGGAAAACCCUCCUCAACACUGGCUUUAUGAUUGGACAGAAGGACAGGAGGACGCAGAAGCUUUUCGAAGCGUGGGAAUCAUGCCCUACUGACGUGCGAUAUCCCGAGUGCUCCAAAUGGAGUCAACAAUGGUCGCAUGAACAAGCCGCCUUUGGAAAUUAUCUUCGGUAUGACUCUUCCCUGGAAGGAGAGAUCAAGACUCUUUCAUGCGCAGAGGCGAAUGGAUACCCUGAGAUGGCUAAAUUAAAUUGCACUGGGGAGUUUGUGCGGCACUAUUGGAUUUACAAGGAUUUGCUGCCGCCCGUUGUUGAGAGUUCGAUCACACAGUACUUCCUCCCCAGGGUGCAAGGACUUCUUCAGCAAAACUUUGCUAGCAUAGUGCUAAAUAUAAGCGAGCCCAUGGAGUCUUAUUUUCAGGAAUGA